AAUAACCGUAUAUAUUUAUUUUACAUUAUUUUUAUUUUUUUUUCACUUUCAUUUCUGCCGUCGACAGUCCGCGAGCAGCUCGAAUUCACAAAACCCGAUCCAGUCUGACGCUGCGGGCUCAUCGCAUCGUACAUUUUACCCCUCAUCAUCUUUCUGCAUUUUUGUUCUUAUUUUAUUAUUUAUUCCUCGCUUCGUUACUUUAUCAUUGUUUUUUUUUUUUUUUUUUUUUUUUUUUUUUUUGUAUAUAUAUAUAUAUAUAUAUAUAUAUUAAGUCCACUAUAUACGAGUGUGUUUAAAUCGAAUAUUAUAUACAUUAUUAUUAUUAUUAUUAUGCGUGUGUCGUAUGUUUCCGCGGCUGCAAUUAUUAUCGUGAUCGGUGAAGACGAGUGGUGUACUACGCAAAAAAAACUUUGAUCGUCUCGACUAUAUACCUCCUAUAUUUACAAUAUCAUCGGGUGCGAGACCGGCGCGAACACCUGCAACGACCGUCCGCGCCAAGAACUUCGAACCCUCGUCUGCCCGCCCGCAUCAUCAUCAACGAGACAGCAGGUAAAUAAAAAUAUAAUUUGUCCGUGUUAUUUAUCAGUUAUUGUCGUGAUAAAUUAUCACCAUAAUAUUUCUAAAUGAGAAAAUUAUUCCCGAUUUUCGUCCGAUCUGUACGUCAUAUUAUUUAUAAUACAUAAAUCCUGGCUCAGUCGAGUUGACGAAUUCGUUUUUUUUAUUUUUUCUGUCAUUUACAUAUCUAAUAUACCCAUUAUUAAUACGCACAAACGCGGUAACGAAUAAAACGGACGAUUUAUAGUUGAAAAAAAAAAAUAAUAAUAAUAAUCUUGCGAAUUUCGUAUCUCGAGUAUAACCCAUAUACCUACGGGUUUCGUGUUUUGAGUUCCGUUUACGUGGCUGUACAAUACACAAUAACACGGCGUACGCACCGGAUCAGAACGGAACAUAAGUCUCGGCGACUGUAUGCCGCGAUGUCUGUGUAGAUAUAAGAGAAUGUUACGAUAAAAAGUAUACAACGAGUUGUAUACAUUAAAAAUUACAUAAUCGUUUUAUGUAUGUUUUUUUUUUUUUUUUUAAUACAUAAAACUCGCGCACUGGGUCAAUAUAUUAUACGCGCGUACAAUAUAUUAUUUUUUAAACUAGUUUACCGAGUCUCGCGUGUCAUGUUAUUCAACUUUAAGUGGGUACCCGCAAGUGUAAUAAUAUUAUUAUUUAACUAGCCGUUUAUGCGGAUUUCGAAUAUAUUAUAAUGUUAUUAUAAUCCACGCGUGUACCUAUACGGAUUUCGUCCAGCGUUACGUGUUUCGAGAGAAAAAAUUCGUCGUCGUACGGUAACUGUCGAUAUUUCGUCCCGCGCAAUUAUCGCAUAAAACGUGGCAAAAAAAAAAAAAAAAAAAAAUUACGAAUUAAAAGUGGUAUUCGCGGCCAUAGAAAUGCCGCCGAUGAAUCAUAUUAUAAAUAUACGAAAACGAUAAUAUUGUCACCGUCGGACGAUAAUGCUGUAAACCUACAUUUUUUUUUUUUCUAUUAUGACAUUCUGCCGAAGAUAAUGAUAAUAAUAUUAUUGUUGCCGUUGCGAACCGUAUAGGUAUAUCGUCCGACGGUGAAAGGUUUCGAGCAGACUCCGGCUGAGGGCGAGGGAGACUAUAGGAUGAGGAUGAGGAAGGAGCGUAGGUAAUUGUUUAUUUUGCAGUGCGAAGGUAUUAUAUUCAUAUUACUUGUAUUAUGUACACGCGAAAACCACAAAAAAAAAAAAAAAAAUCGUAAAUGCCGACGGUGAUUCCAGAGAACCUUAAAUAACCCUGGAACCUCGUAUCUGCAGCACAUCACACGAGAACCUUGAAGAUAUUCUUUAUUUUAAGCGAAUAUAAACUCAGAAAAAAAAAAAAUUAAAAGUUUCUCCGCGCGGAUUUAAGUCUGUAUACCCGUUAAAUAUUGGUUUAUCGAUUUUUACGGCGGUCAAUAAAAAUUCCCGAGGCUAUUUUGCGUACAAAUAUGUAGGUAAGUAAUUUCAAUAUUGUAAUCUUCGGUGAAAAUUGUGUUAAAACGCCAAUCGGGUUCGUCGUUACUUUUGGUCGGUACCUAAUCAACAGUUCUAAUCUCUAUAAAAUAAUAUUAUGAUAGACACGAGGAAACUGCAUAAUAUAAUCACAAUAACAUCUCGAGCUUAAGCGCAACUAGAGGGGUGCUAGAGGUUCAAUAGAACAUCUCUCCAGGAUAAAAUUAACACCCUCCCCUCCCAAAAAAAAAACCCAAUAAGAUUUUUCAUAAUAAUGACUAAAUAUUUUAACCAUGUAUUUCAUAAUUAAUGAGCCGAACCCAAAAUUAAUGGUCUGAUCGUUCCUAUGUGCACUAUAUAUUUUGAAAAAUAUAUAAUUACAUAGUAUUUACUUUGUUAUAUAUUUUGUAUAACUCGGUCGUUAAAGUUUAUCGACAUUGCAGAUCCGAUCCGGUCCCGAGGUAAUUUGUUUUAAAUGCGAAUUUAAAAUUACGAACGAUUUAUACGCAUCUAUAGUAUUAUAAAUUCGUAAUGGACAUAAUUUACUAUCAAUAUCUUUAUAAUGGGUACGGUGCGCUGUACUCUAAGUGUAUAAUUAACGAUGUAUAUAUUAUGAUAUAGCAUCGUGUAUCAAGGUAAAUAUAUUACCUACAUAUAAUUUAAUUUCAGUUUAUAUUUUUUUUAUUAAAACAAAUUCUCAACGCGUAGGUACCUUAACUAUAUUUAAUAACAGAAAUUAUAAUAAUGUAUAAAAUACAUAUUUUUAUUUGAGUUAUUAAUCAAAUAACCUUUAUCGAUACCUUAGAGAUUUAGUUGACCAUUAGUCGAUUAACUGAACCUAGCUGCAAUGGAACAUGCGGAAGUACGGUCUAAAAAUGCGUCAUCUACGUGGUCCGUGUUUCGCCUUCCGUGUUCAAAUAUAAUUAUAAAAUAAACGUUAAUAUUUAUAAAACACAUAAACCGAAGAAAAAUCGAACGAAAAGAAUCAUAAUAAGCAAAGGGUUCGGCGGAUUUUAUCCACUGAUCCACACCGGGGGUUUUUUUUAAAAUUAUUUUUGGUUGUUCGGCAAACGUGAUAAAUUAUGAUUUGUUUUUAAUUAAAAAAAAAAUCAAAAAUUUUACUGAAAACCAUUUGAUUAUUUUUAAAAAAUUACGUCCUGUUUUCCGCAAUUGUCUGUCCUGUUUACAAUUUCAUUAUAUAAAAUGUACAUUUUUGUUUACAUCAUUUCAACUAGUAGUACGCGCAGGAGAAGGAAGAUUUAGGAGAGGGGGUUUACACGAUUGAGUAUUUAUAUUAUUUAUGAACAUAAAGUAACUAUAUACGACUGACAAAAAUAUUGGUACUUACAGAAGUUCGAUUAUAAAAUUUGAAAUAUAUUUUAACUCAUAGACAAGCUUACAGACUGCAUCGAUUGAAGCACUUAAUUGAUUUUAUCAAAUCUUUUACGAGAAUUAAACGUUUCCAAAUUAUAAAGAUUUGUCAAUUUCAAUGUUAAAUAAUUAAAUAAAACGUGUUAAUUUAAAAAUAUGCUUCAACCAAUUAAUAAUAGAUUUUUAAAAUCGAACCACAGAAAGUACCUCAAUUUUUGUCAGACGUUUAGGUGCUUUUAAUAAAAAUUCCAUAGUAGGUAUUUGCAAUGAACUUUAAAAAAAAAAAAAUAAUAUAAUAUAUCCACAUAAAACCAAUUAAAUUUCGAAAUGUUGCAUAUAAUACGUAACAUAUAUUUUCGACGUUUUCGUACAAAGUUUAUUUUAAAUUUUAAACUUUUAGGCUAAAAUAGUAUACGUGCAACGAAAAAGGUCGUAUCUUUUUCAACGUUGCUCACAAUAUAGGUCGUUACAUGUUCAAAGAAAUUGGAUUAGAACAGUGUUUUUUAACCUUAGUGCCGUGACCUUUUUGUGACCAAUUUACAUGGAAAAUAUGCGUUUAACUUUGUUUUUUUUUUAGAUUUUACUUAUCUAAUUGGUAAAAAAUUAAAAAAUUACAUAAAAAAAGUCUUAUAAAGUUUUUUAUUUCGUGGAAAUUUCAUGUGCCGUGUUUCAAAAAAGCUUUGAAAACAACUAGAUUAGAAGUGGGAAAAAGUAAUAUAAUAAAUAAAACUAAUAAAAGGUACGACCUUUUUCGUUGCAGCAUGCGGUAUGGGCAUGCAUUUGAAUUCAUAUAAUAUCCAUAUUGAGCUAAUCUCAGACAGGUAGCACUCGAGCAUGUGUACCAGCGAUCAUUUAUUUUAUAUUAUUAUUAUUACUAUUAUUUCUUUGAUUCAAUCGGUUUAGAUUGCCUAAUAAUUGUGAAAGUCUAAUAAUGCUAAUGUCAUUAUACACGUCGAGUUGCAAAAACAUUCAAAAACGAUUAACGGUUCAAUAUACCCGGCAAUUUCUAUCAAAUCGAAAUCGCGUCGUAACAACAUUAUUAUUAUUAUUAUUGUAAUAGGACGUUUUUUGUUAUUGUACCGAUCGAUCCAUGUGACGUUUAGAGGGCGAAUAUUUUAUAAUAUUACUAUAUAUUAUUAUUGUACCCGCCGGGUUACUCAAAAAGUAAAAACGUCUUAAACAAUGAUUAUUAUACCGCCGAGUCGUAUACAUGUUUUUCAGCUAAAAAGAAAAUUACAGGUCUCAAGUAUGCUUCAAAUCGAAUCUCUACGUAAUAAUUCUCGGGUACAUAAUCUUUUUUCUUUUUUGCGUAUCAUCUAAAUUUGUUCGUAUCCAUUUUCGUUCCCGAUAGUCGGGUAUUCUAUUCACCAACAUAUCUCAUUUUGUCCUCUCAUUGGUAUUGGCGGCAUAGGUAUUCCAGUAAAUGUUUCGAUGUCUGCCCAUUUCGUCCAAUGCCUGCGAGUGUCAUAUUCGAAGUUUUCGUUUGCUCCAUCUAUGUAUAGAUUAAACAUAGAUGGGUUCUUCUUACUUUCGAUCUAACCUUAUUUUAUUAGCUUCCAUGUAGGCCGGUCUUAAGAUAUUUGCACCCGUCGGGAGGAAUAAUAUUUUUUCUCGGUUAAUAUUUGUAUGACUAAAAGAUUCGGGAAAUUUCUGAUUGCCCAUUUUCCGCAAGAAAACACAAAAGGGAACGGGAACAGGAACAACGAACUAGAUACUAAACAUUAUUUGAUGUGUGCAUUUUUCUUUUUAAUUGUUAGUUUAGUUACUUUACACUGUUUCGAUAGUAGUUCCAUUACCUGUAUACUCUAGUAUAGUCAUUAAUUUAAAUUAAGCCAUUUAACGAGUUAAAUAGUAAAGUUUUUAAAAUUUGUAAAGCUGUCUGUUUGCCAUCAUAUAUAUAUUUUGUUCAAAAGUUUGCCUCGCGGAAAAAACGCUCACCUUUCGAAGAAUGGUUAGAAAUCGAUAUUUUUUUUGAAAGAAAAAUACUUUUCGUAAGUCACGUCGAACUCAGACUGCAAAUUUCUAUAAAUUGUAAUAAACAUUUAAAAAGUUUAAAUUUUGAUAGUUUUUUAAUAUUCAUACAGACUAAUCAAAAAUCGGAAUUCAAUGCCACUUGUUUUGCUCUUUUAAAUUUAAAAAAUAUUUUUAAACUAUAGCGUUUUACAGGACGUGCAAGUUUUCCAUGUUGUCAUUUUCGUCAGUGAAACGGCUAUAUUCCUUCCCCUAAAUGGGUACCGGCCAGUAGAUUUAUUUUUACAUGGUUUUUAUGUUUCUUUUUUGUUUUUUUUUUUUUUUGGGAGGGACAGAUUCUAGAUUACACUUAUGUACACAAAACCGUUUACUGGUAUUCGAAAUAUUGAUAAUGCAAAUUAACUUUUAACCUAACUGUUAAUUAAUCUAUAAGAAAAUACAAUUUUUGAUAUUUGUUGAUUCGUUAAUUUCAUUUAAUUUAACUGAACUAUUAAUCGAGUUAAUUGUGUUCGUUAAUUUGUCCAAACUUGCCUAUAUAUGUAUAUAAACAUUAUACGGGACUGUUAACACUGUUGUAUUAAUAUUAACCGUCAAUGAUGUUCGAUAAUUAUAGGUUUCUACCUAAUAUUCUAUCGAUACACACGCGCACCUCGACCUACAUGUGAGCACCGUGAAUUAGGUACGAGGCACCUAAUAAUAAUCGUUAUGAAAUUAUAUAAAUUUUCGUAUUACGGUUUAUAAUAAUGUUAUUACCAUGAGGUAUAUCAUACAGACAGUAGGUAGUAUUAUAACAUAUGGCGGUCUGCUGAAUGCUGUUGCAGUGUGGGUCAGCUAUGUAAAAACAAAUAUUAUCAUCUUCGAGAGAAUGGCCUUAUCACUAUGAUAUAAUUUGUCUUUGUUUUAAUAAUAACGACGACCUUAACGCAACGCUGAGCUUGGUUUUUAAUGAGACUUUGGAUUUUUCCAUGAUUAAUUCACGUGUUUUCCUCACGUUUUUAAACACGCAAUGCGCUUAUGAUUUUGCGUCGUAGAUGAAAAAAAUGAAAAAAAAAAACAACGUUUCGAUACGUUUUCACCGCAUUUAAAUGCACAAUUAAAAACAACGCCGGUCGUCGUCGUAAUGAAAAAAAAAAAAAAAAAUACUCAUUUAGGAAGACGAACGACAUCAGUUUUGAUAUCCGAUCUAUAAAUAAAUAAUAUUUCGGUUAUUUUUACUCGUUUUUUAUACUAUAAAUUAUUUAAAAAUUCAUCUACGUAGUUUUAUUAAAAUUUCCAAUUUAAGUAACAGGAUGGGUACUUAAAUUGUAUCCAUUUUUUUGUUACCAAAACACUGUUGGUAGUGUCAUAUAAAAGGGGUAUGAGCGGUGCCUAAAACCGAACGCAAUACCUGAGAGGACUCAAGGAUAUCCCAUAAACCAAUAAAUAUUACGUUAAAAAUCAAUUAAUACACAUCGAAUUUGAAAUUUAAAAAAACCAGUUGUGAGAUAUAGUGAGAUAUGAGAUAAUGAAAACACCCAUUUGAUUGUAGUUUGCAAAAAUAUAUCAGUUUUGAAUUUUCUUUAUAAAUCAAAGUUCAUAAGGGCGCGUUUUAAAGCUUCGCACCGGGCGCAAUAUUUGGUUGCCACGCUGCUGAUUGCUGAAAUGUAAAUUGCUGAUUUCUGGUACCAUUUUUUGUGCGAAAUUUGCACUUAAUCUCUACAACAAUAUCUAUAAAUAUUGCGCAUUACUUCAUUUACCUAACCUCACUCGUAUCAGUAGUAUCUAUUUCGAUAUAAAUCAGAAGGUUACUUUACUUACCAAAUCUGAAAUCCUGUAUAAUUAAAACUAAACUUUUGGUGCAUAACAAUUAAAAUUAGCGAAAAUAACUAUUAUCUAAUAUAAUAUUAUGGAUUCAACAAAGCAGGUAGCGACUUUCGAACGUUUUGCGGUCAAUGUUAACUAGAAACAGUACAGAUAAUGAGAACACAAUAUAUUUCGUCUUCUCACCACAAAACUGACCAAGACCUUGCGGCUAAGCCGAUAUUAUUUCCUUUAGUGAGCCUUGAUGCUGCAGAGAUUCGACUACGCUUGAGAUAUCCUAGCCUAAAUAAUUACAUACGAUUCAUUAUUAUUAUAAAUUAUAAUAUAUUUUAAUUACCAAAAAAAUAAAAAUAACUUUUUUUUUUUAACAUCACGAUGUUUUACUAUUAUUUUUUACAGGAGUCGAAUGAAACAUGGCGUCGGCGUCAGGUCUGGUGAAUAUGGCCAUCGACAGAUACAUAAACCUCGUGGACUCUAUAAGCGGUAAUACAUUUAUUGAUGUUAAUUAUUGUUAUAUUUUCGUUUUAUUAUCGAGAGACUUAUUACAAAUUUUUGCUCUCGUAUAUAGGUAUUGUAAUUAAACAAAAACAUAUUUUUUCUCGUUUUCGACACAGACCCGCGAGUGAACGACUGGCCGUUGAUGGACAGUCCGUUCCCGACACUCAUCAUGGUGAUCACGUACUUGUACAUUGUCACAUACCUAGGGCCUAAAGUAAUGGCAAACCGAAAACCCUUCAAACUCAACAAUGUUCUGGUGUGGUACAACGCUGGUCAAGUCAUCUUCAGUCUCGUCAUGCUGUGGGAGGUAGGACGACAAAAUAAUACAAUUACAGAAAUACAACAUAAUAAUAAUAAUAAUAAUAUUGAUAAAAUAACUUGUACAUCUCAACUUUUAAGCACGAUAUCUAUUAGCAACCCUGGGUUAAGGGGGGAGGGGAGAACCAAGCAAUAGCAUUGGACCGCGGGCCACAAUACUCCAAGGGCCUCAGCUAGGUAUCACAGCAGUAUAAAAUUUUCUUCGUUUAACCGUUGACUUUGAAUUUUGAUAAUUUCACACGUUUAAUAUUUUUGUUUAGUGAUAGGACACUUCUGAAUUUGCAUUCGAACACCUAAUUUGAUAUGGCCCCCAUAUGUCGCGUCGUCCUCUCAACCGUGCCCACGGUCACUCCACCAAUAACCCGAGACGUUUGACAGUUCAAGUCCAGCGGUAAUAGCGUUAGAAGCCAGGUACGAGUAGCUCAGUGGUAGAAUGAUCACCCGGCAAGCGGGAGACUCGGGUACGGUUCCCGGUCCAGUCGCCUGGUCUGUAGCACUGCGAUCCGGAUCAGAACGGCCGCGUCAAACUUAACCGAAUAGUUUUAUUCGGAAAAACUGUUUAAAUAUUUCGAAAAACAAUUCAGAUUUAAACGAUUCGGUUGUGCACUGAUACAUUAUUCCGUUACCUGUUAAUGCUUCCAAUUAUAAAAUAUACGCUAAGCUUUUGAACCGCGUGGAUCUCUACCGUGUAUUAUCUGCAUUAUGUAUCUCUAUAUUUUGUCGUUUGUCUUUUGUGGUCAAAACGACAUAUCGGAUAGUAGUUUUCGACAAAUAUCGUUUUUGACGGCCUCGUCGAAAAGACCCCGGCUUCUGAAUGCAAUCCUUCCGAUAUCGCGGCUACUGACGGGUAUUGCACGGGCACCGGUACGCGUGGUUUUCGUUUACCGUCGAAUCGCGAAAUAACGCGCGUCGCCGUUAAUAUUGAAUAUCCCAUUGCGUCACGCGCGAUAACAUAAUAAUACAAAACAAGUUUUAUCAGCUAAACAACGCGAAAGUCGAACAGCCGUACAGGUAGAUAAUAAUAAUAACGGUAUACCGUACGGUUUUGGAAACGUCAGUGGGUCAGCGGAUCCUCUUCGGGUGAUGCGUGUUAUAACGAAAUUUCCGAGAUGCGAGCGUGUGCGAAACGCCCGUAUAUACCCGACGCGCUGCAAUAACACCGUUGACGUAAAUAAUAGCUCAUUGGGUUGUGCAAGCGGUGACCUAUUCGAUAAAUGUCUAUAACGAGUAAAUAAUAAUAAAUAUCCGCCGUCGUACAGGUACGCCGCAAUGACACUUUAUUUAUGCGCCGCAACGCUGCGCGGGUCCGUCUCGAAAACCGGAAUUCGCAUGGUAACCACCCCUUUUACCGUCUCGAGACUAAUGACGGUAUAGCGUACAACGCAAAUACGUAAACGAAGUUUCGAAAAUAAAUCGUCCGACCCGACCGCGCGCCAGUCGUAUUUCUUCGGUCCCCGGGAAGCAGCGGUUAAGUCGGCAUUUUUUUUUUCUUCUGCCCGUUUGCGUUUAGGUAAAACGGCCACCGUGUGUAUAUUUUACCUGACGCGCUUCGAAUAUUGAAAGUAAUAAUAUCUUAAGCCGGUAUAUGAUGACGAAUGCUCACCAUAGGCGCAACUAGGGGAGGGGGAGGGGCCUGGGGAAAUAAGUGCCUCUAGUUUUCCAAACAGCCUCCUCCCAGUUACGACGAAUACAUAGAGCUGGAUGUAUUGAUGUUUUAUAAUAAUUAUUUGUAUUUGUUUUUAUGAUUACAAUAAUGUAAUACAAUAUUAUAUUUUCAAAACUAAGCAAAUAAAUUUGUUUGAAGCUAUAGCCCCCUACCCCCAGGAUUUUUAUCUUAGUUGCGCCUAUGAAUUAUCGCGUCACGUUUGAGAAAAAAGCAUAAUAAUGCGAUGACCAAAACCUUUCGGAAUGCCUGCGUUUAGUCCAUUUAACAAUAAUUUAACCGUUCAGCAAUGUCGACAAUUCAAGAACUCGCUCUUAUCGAGAACUGUUCAAAAUCGACUUGAGCCCUUCUUCCCCGGGACCGUAAGACAUUACCACUAUAUAGUGACGUGCCGUUUGAUACGCGGCCGAUUAUCGUCGUUUUUUCUCGAAGAAAUUCUGAACCGACUACGGGAAGCCGGGUCGCGAUUGUCGGGGUUGCACAAGGAGUUCGUGGACGUAUCUGACCUUGACCCAUUUCCCCGAAGACGUCCGUACGAAUAUUCGGGUGUUUUUUAAUUUUUAAAUUUUUUUUUGUCUUUCCGAACCCCGCCGUCGUCGACAUUGAAGAGCGGGCUCGCACGCGAAACCGUUACGAGAUCAACCGUUAUUCCGUUUAAACGUCGAUAGCGUGCGUUAUUUAUUUGUCUUUUCCGUGUGAAUUUCGGACAGAGGGGGAAAAAAAGGCGAAAAAAAAACAACGAGAAAUCCCCCCCCCCCUCCGGCCCGCCGCAGCGUGUGGCGGUUUCGCGGUGUCGGCACUCCCGAAUAUUAUGGACAAAAAAAAAAAAAGAACAAAAAAACAAAAAGCGAAAAACUCGUUAUCGUGUCGCGUUACGGUCUCCGACGUCCGUCCGCGUGCGUUUCGCUUUCGGCGAGCGCGGCACCGCGCGCGGCGUUCGACAAAAAUCCGCGUCCAUGUCCACCGGCUGUGACGUAACCCGACGACGCGGCCGGGCAACAAACGGCCCUCUCCGACCGUCCGCCGGACCGCCGCCGCACGCGAGUCCUCGGCGUGAUGCAACCGCCGCCGCCGUCGCCACGACCCAACCCCGGCCCGGUCCGCGCCGAGACUCGCCGCGUUCCUUUUAUAAUAUCACAUUUUUUUUUUUUUUUUCCUUCUUCUCCGCCGCCGCCGCCGCCGCCGCCGCCGUCUUCUUCUUCUUGUCGUUUUUAACGCGCUCGUGUACACCUCGCGUACUUUCACUCGAACGCCACGCCGGGUCACCGCAUCGGGGUCAUGAUCACGACGACGUAUCGAGCUGGUGCCGGCGUAUACCUACGGGCUCGAAUCGCGCCACCACGUGCAGUUUCGACCGCCUCUCUUAUUGCCCGUACACCGCGCCCGACCCGCCCGCCUACCUAUUAUUGUUAGAUAACGAUAAUCCGGUAAUUUUUCGAACGUCCGAUGCUGUGUACGACGGCUAAAACUAAAUAUUGCGCCGCCGCUGUAACACCGCGAGUACCUACCGGACCGGCGGAUUACUACGGUUCGGCGAUGCUCUACGUGCAUCUUUGCUCACCCCUCCCCCCCCCCGGAGAAAACGGGCCCCGAGUCGACUUCGCGUGAUAUCGUUUUCGAUACGAGCGAAUGAAAUUUCGAAAACUAACGAACGACGCCGCGAUUCCUAAAUGGCCCAACCUAAAUACGGUUUUCUAAAUAAUCGUUCGUGUCACGUAAUUAUACGACUUAUGCGUUUGACCAAACAAAAGAUAUUAUGUCGUAGAGAUUCGGGGAUUUUAAAUUCAUCAGUUUAACGUUUAUUCGAAUAUGGAAAUUCAGAGAGAAAAAUAAAGAAAACAAAUAGACAAAAUUAUGUCAGUGGUCAAAGUGGUAAAAACUUUUAAGGGCCUGUAUAAUCCGAAAAUUGAGGGGCGUUCCUGUGAACUAACUAAACCUAACCAAACUUUCAGUAAAUAAUGGAGACAAAGUUUCCAAAAUGUUUUUCUUUUACACACGUUUAUUAAUAAAAAUGUUAUACUAAUAAGAGUUAAAAAAAAACUUCAACCACCCCCUCCUCCCAUUAAAAUAAUAUCUCACGCAAAUGCACGUUCUGUUAAAACAAAGUAAAACGGCGUCUGAUUAUAUAUAAUCUAAUGGAAUUUAUUUUUAAUAAAAUUUAUUUGAGUUUUUAAAACUACAUUAAAAACGUCUCGUUAACAGUAACUAAAUCGUCCAUCCGGACAUUGAAGAUUUAAACUAAAGGAGACUAUUCAUUUCAACUUUAAAAAAGAUUCCUUCCUCGCCCCCCCCUCUCUGUGACCACCUAAUCAAACCCUUCUUCCCCGAAACCGAUAAUAUGCGAGUAUUUAUCUAUUUUUACAACAACAACAUUAGUGCAAAUAGAGAGGUGCCCGAAACUCAGUCAAAGUUCUCCAAAAUCAAAUUCUCGUCAAGUAAAUACAGUACACAUAAGUAUACACGAUCAGUAUUACGGAUGGUCCCGAACAUUUUUUAGAUAUUUACUCAAAUAAUGAACAACAAUAAUUUAUUGUGUGGUUUUUCUCAUCGGGAAUCCUUAGAACGCUUUUCUCGGUAAUAGCUCAACGACUUAAAAAAAUACGUACCAACUGAGUUAAUAUAGGACGGACUGUAUACUUAUAGCGGGUUUUCAACGAAAAUGUUACUUCUCUAAACUCUGCACUCAGAAUUUAUCAUUUUCCGAAUCCGACAACUAUUUGAAAUACAGUGCCCUUUACCUUUGUAGGGGUCGACUUAUAUCGGAUGGCUUAUGCGCAAACAGUUUCUAGCCUCUUUUUCUAUGUGUUUUCGCAACAUUACAAUCUAUUAUUGAGUUUUGAACGUCUUUACUACACUAAAUAAUCGGUAGAGGGUUUUCUUUUAAUUUUGAAAAAACGUCAUUGUAUAGUCGACUGUGUAUCGGUUCCGAUUCUAAAUCGUAUGCCGAAUCAUAUAAAAUACACAAAUUUUGAUGUCUUACCAAAUUUUUGAACGAUAUGACAAUAAUAUUAUGGUUUUUAUUUUAUUUUUAGAAAACUAUUCUUUAACGAGAUGACAAUUUCGUUUUAUAGAUUAUUACUAAUAAAUAAAUAUACAUAUUAAUUUCAGACUUGUUUUUUUUACCAAAUUUCCUAAUUCGUUGUUUUUCGGUUCUUUUAAAAACAAUCAUAAUAAAUAGGGACGAAAUUAUUUCGAUUCCAAUUAAGAUGUGCUCCCGACCAUCGUUCGUCGUUCUCCUCGUUAAAAUAAUUUUAAAUUUAAGGAGAUAUAGUAUUACACACCUCUACGCACUAAUAAUGUACACACAAUUCGGUUUUCCUUUUUUCGUCCUUGUCGACGAAUAACCGCGGUUACCGUCUGUUUGCCAGUAUAAUUGCAUAGUUAUAAUAGCCUUGCCGAUAAAAUAUGAACACACGAAAUCAACGACAAAAGAAAAACAUUCCUGUACCAUCCAUCACAACAAAAUAUGUAUAUGUUUGUAUGUACCUUGAUAUUUGAUAACAAUACAUCUUUUGACUGUCUAUAAUAUAAUGCUAUGUACUUCAGUAUAUAAUAAACAAUAAUAUUAUCACACGGAAUGACCUAAAAACCUUUAGGACCGAAUUCGCCCAUAGCACCCGUACUUGGGCGCAUAAUGAUGAUUCGCGAUGGACACAACCGAAUAGUUUCUAUCUAACUAUUCGAUAGUUAAGCGUGUUCGUACUACUGAUAGACGAAAAAUAUCCGAAUAGUUCAACUAUUUGGUUAUGGUAACGAAAUGUAUUCGAAUAGUUUUUCGGAAUAUUCGUCGGUUCAUCAAACCUAUCGAAAACGAUCUACCGUGUAAACUAUUUUGAAGUGUCCGUAGCGAACAAUAAUUAUUAAAAAUUACGAUUUUCUUUAUUUUCGUGGAUUUUCGUACACCGAACAAUUAUUUUGAAAAACGAUGUAAUCGAAAUAUUUCAAAAUGCGUAAUAUUUCCGGUAUAUAUAAUUGAUUAGAUAGAUUAGCUGAUAACAUUAAUUAAUUAUUGGGACAUACAAUUGUCUAAUUUUCCAAAACUGAAUAUUUCGCCUAGAAGUCAACGGAAAUAAAAUCGAUCGAUCGACAUUUGUAUUUUAAAUUCUAUAGAAAAACUGUCGAGAGUCUAAAAAUUGUUUUCAAUUAGAGUACCAACACCGACCGAAAAAUUUGGAGAAUUUUUUUAAUAACCAAAAAGUUGUUUUCCGAGAUUAAAAAAAAAAAAAAACAUAUCUUAAUUAAAACUAUACUUAUGGCUUCGUCGCACACAUCUCAAAAUGCUAAAAGUUUUUUUUCGUGUGCCUACGUGAAAUCAAUCGUUUGCCAAAUUAUAUACCUAAAUCGAUCGUUAAAAAUAUAAUACAAUUGUAGGUACACAGUAUAAGACUUGAGCAAUUUUCGUAACGGUACGUUUCGUUUUUUUGCGAAAUUUUGUAACUUUUUCGGCCCAUGCACCGUGGUGUAAGGAUAUAAUAAUAAUAAUAGUAAUAAUAACACAACCGUUCCCUUUUUUGCGAUGGGUUUACUUAGGCGUACCGGCAGUACACGCAGAAUAUUAUAUAGGUACGUUUCAUUAAUUUACCGCUGACAAACCGCAGCAAAAUACGUACAUACGUACAUAGUGACUGCUGUUCUUUGCCAAUGUUUGACGUAUUGCGAAACAUUAAAAAGAAAAAAAAAAAUUACCGAGAACCCGUUAAUUAUAAUAAUAAUAAUAAUAAAAAUGAAUAAAAUAAUAAUUAUUAUGUCACCCGGUCGACCACUGGAACGCCUCGAGCUAUGGUGCAAAACUAUAGAGCUACAUAGGUGUAUUAUAUUAUAUUGUUAGUAGAGUUAUGUGACAAAGUGUCGUGGAAUUUCUCACCGAAAAAUCGGGGUCUUCGGUAUCUAUAACGUGUAUCUUUUUGGUCCCCGGGGAAACAAGGACUAAGUCGAUUUCGGGCAAUUUUUGUUUUUUUUUUUUGUACUUAAGUUCGACCAACCAAUAAUGUAAUUUGUUCCUUUUUAUUUAGAAAUCUAAAUGGCAUGAGUGUAUGUCUAUUAUUUUAACGGAUUUUACACCGAAAAUUAAAAUAUUAUACGUCACUCUGUAAUGCCGCAUUCAUUGCCUACAAAUUUAGCCGUAAUUAACAACGCCAUGCUAUAAUUCCGAUUCUCAACAUUUGACUCGCUCGUGUUGAAAACUGUACGGAAAUUGACAUUCUCUUCUCUGGGACCAGAUAAUACAUUUGAACAUAAUAUAAUAUAUCGAUAUUCGCGUAUAUAGUAUUGCAUAAUAUUACUUAUACAGUAUUAAAUUUUGUUGUUUCUUUUACUAAUUUUUCAGCACUUGAUGAGCGGUUGGUUACUGGACUACAGCUAUAAAUGUCAACCGGUCGAUUAUUCGCACAAUCCUACCGCGUUGAGGGUGAGCUUAUUUUUAUUUUUUUUUUUUGUUGUUUCUAUCAUUGCGUGUGUAUUAUUAUCUGAUAUAAUAUUGAAAAUCCGGUUAUUGUUCGUUCGUUUUAUUUUACAGAUGGCCAAUUUGUGUUGGUGGUACUAUAUAUCCAAACUGACCGAAUUCGUCGACACGGUAAUAAUAAUGAUAAUAAAAAAAUUCAAAUUACAUUACUCAUAUUAAACUUACCCACACUUUACACGCCGCGUUCGUUUUUCAGGUGUUCUUCGUGUUGAGGAAAAAAGACAAUCAAAUCAGUCUGUUGCACUUGUACCAUCAUUCGCUCACACCCCUCGAGACAUGGAUUUGCGUUAAAUUCAUCGCAGGUAAAUUAAUAGCAUUGCUGCAGUUAUGAUGAUACCUUUAUUAUGCCAUCCGUAACAACGAUAACAAUUGUUGUUAUCCGCAAUAUUAUAACGUUAUUAAACGCCAAAAUUAUUGCUAUAAUAUGUAUUAUGUUAUAUUUUGAACAUUUGAAAGUCACAUUAUUAUUAUUAUUAUUAUUAUACGACUACUAUAUACGCGAAAGUCAUAUUAUUAUAGGACCGCGAAGUCGCUGACCCAGUUGGAGUGUAAACACCGCGGCCUGCGAGGAAAUCUCGAAAUUUAAUCAUUUUUAAAUACCCUAAGGAAUUGGGUUUAUAGCGUUUUUAACGCGUUUACCUACCUACAAAUACCGACUAACCAUACCCGUUGUUGUAGGUGCACCCAUACAUGAUUACGUUGCGUUCGAUCAUCACUUACAAAAUUCUUGUCGUGGAGUCAAAAUAUAAUUUCACCAUUAUACUUGACUUUAUUAUAAUAUGUAUGUACGUUGCGGUGUGUUACUGUGUACAUGAUAUGUGCACGCUUAUUUAAUUUUGAAUUUUAAUUUUAAUCGCAAAGAGUGUAUUAAAAAACCGCGAUAAUAUUAUUUUGAAUUUAACUUAUAUCAACUAUUGCUAUAGCUAUCUCGGCAGUUUCCAUUUAAUUCCCCUUCUUUUUUUUUUUUUGACCAUUUUAAAGCGGAAUUUUCGAAAACCCGUAAAAUAAUCGAAAUCAAUAACAUAAAUUCAAUAUAUUUAGUCUCCCCCGCUGUCUCUGAGUGUCUCUCCUGUCUGUCUUUUAAUUUCAUUCGCGUCACCAAGACGAUCCAGAAAUCAACAAAAAAACAAAAAUCAGUAUUCGUUACGUAAUUCUGUGCGAACCAUAAUUUAGUGGUUGAUUUUUAGAAAACCGACAUUGAGGUGCACACGGACUCGCGUCAAUCCGUUUUCGUAAACAAAUUGUCUGACUUCUACUUGCAACUAAACAUUUUCAGAUUUGUCCACGCAGUAGAUACCUAAAAGACGUUGAAUUUCCUAGCGGUAGUAGUAAUUUGAAACAAUUUAUCGAAACGUUUAACAUUUCAUCUCAAGGUCCAAUUUGAUUUUCGUUGAUUUCCGGGUUCCUUACCAACAAGAGAAAAACCACGACUCAUCUUACUCCACUCAGAAUCGAUUUUCGUUUCCCAUUAUUUAUCGUUGCAUACGGUACGUUAUAUAAACUAAUAAUCACUCUGUCGAUCUUCCGUCUAUCUUUUGCUCUGUAUAGAAUAUUCUUACAACAGUGGCCUACACAUACGGUGCGAAAUAUGUCCAGCUUUAUUCCCCGUUUAAAACCGUUUGUAAAAAUAUAAAAACCGCUCCGGAACAAAAAUGAUUCGUCAGUACUAUAAUAAUAAUAGAUUAAAAUAUGACAAUAUUAUUUUUUUUGUUUAUUUCAGGCGGUCACGGAACGUUUUCAAACUUGGUGAACAACUUGGUGCACGUGAUCAUGUACUUUUAUUACAUGAUGUCCGCGAUGGGACCUCAAUAUCAAAAGUACCUCUGGUGGAAAAAGCAUCUGACCACUCUGCAACUGGUCCGUAUAGUAUUAUGAUGAUAUUAAAUUUGUAUUAUGUAAUCAAAAUACACUAAUUCUUUAUAAACGGAAAAUUAUGACAAUGUAUUACGUCGGUUUUAUUGAAACGUAUUGUACUGUUAUGCGCGCAGGUCCAGUUCACGCUGGUGUUCUUCCAUUCCGCUCAAGUACUGUUUUUCGACUGCGGAUACCCGAAAAUUGUCGCCGCUCUACUGUUGGUGCACUCGACCAUUUUCUUCGCCCUGUUUUUCGAUUUCUACCAACAGGCGUACAAGAAGAACAAGCUCAUGCAGGCCAAAUCGCAAUAAAACGCGCGUCGCUCGGGGGGCAUUACGUUAGUUCAACCGACUAAAAAUCCGAUAAUAUACGAGUGGCACUACAACGAUAAUUAUUACGGACAAAUGACAAUGUGUUUUUAGAAAAUCGAAUAGUUUAUAAACCAUAAGUUAACCGUUUCUGUCGCAUUAUAUUGUGCUGCAGUAGUUAUUACGUCGUUUGUGCGCCACCUAUACAAUAUAUAUAUAUAUAUAUAUAUAUAUAUCAAAUAUGGUGAGUACGUCCAAACAGCAGCUAUAAUCACAAUGCGUAUAUUAUAUUAUAAUAUCAUCAUAUAUAUAUUAUUAUUUUUUAUACUCGUAAAAUAUUGUCACCGUGACCUAUUUAAGUUGUUCCCAAAAAGUAAAAUAUAAGUCAAACAAACGAAUUUAUAUUUGUCGAUCGGCCCCGCACGAUCGUUAUAAUAUUUAUCAGCGCAUCGAUAAUAUUAUCAUAAUAUUAUUUAAUAUUAAUUAUUACUAUAAUCAAAUACUAGAUGUAAUUUUUUACAUUACGUUUUUAUAUAAUAAUAAUAAUAUGCUCAUUAAACUGUACGAGUUAAGAAUUAUUUUUUCAUUUUUACUAUUAUUACUAUAUGUACAAUAUAUAAUAUUUAAUAUGAUUUUAUAUUGUAUAAAAUAUAUUAUACUAAAUGCAAUAUUACCAAAAUAUUAUACUAUAGUGCGUACAAUUAUUAGACGUAUUUUAUUAUAACUCGACAUUAAUAUAUAUAUAUAUAUAUAUAUAUAUAUAUAUAUAUAUUGUAUGAUUUAAUGAGACUUCAAAUUUAUAUAUUCAUCGU
Molecule: messenger RNA, 18058 nt
Organism: Cinara cedri
Lineage: Eukaryota; Metazoa; Arthropoda; Insecta; Hemiptera; Aphididae
Source: the annotation of a GenBank genome assembly